Molecule: messenger RNA, 837 nt
Organism: Linum tenue
Lineage: Eukaryota; Viridiplantae; Streptophyta; Magnoliopsida; Malpighiales; Linaceae
Source: the annotation of a GenBank genome assembly
AUGUCGGUGGACCCGGAUUUCAACCACUACAUACUCCAGCAAGAAGGCAAGCUGGUGGAGCUUUGGUACAUGGAUUCGUUGGCCGAGUUCAUCGGCCAACAGGGCCCGCUGAAGGAAGUAGCCACCGCCGGCAAUUUGCACAAGAACUUGAAGAAGCUGAUUCACCAACACAUUGGCAUCGAGAGCUUGAAGGGAGACCUAUUGGGCCUCAUGGAUCAAGUCGUGAAUUGGACUCUGGAAUCGUGGGCUACUUCGCCCACGGGAAGCGUGGAAGUCAAAUCUGCCGUCUCCAAGAUGACGAUGGAUUUGAGCUUACUCAUAAUGUUAGGUUACGAACCUCUAAACACCGACCCAAAACUGAGCAAGAUGUUCACCGAAUUCCGACGUGGCCUACUCUCAUUCCCUCUCAAGCUGCCCGGCACCGUUCUUCACUCCUGCUUGCAAAAUCGGAAGAAAAUUAUGACGAUGAUUAUGAAUACAAUGAAGUCGAAACGAGAUCAACGACACGAUUCAUCGUCGUCAUCAAGUAGUACUGCAGAAACACCAACAACGGGAGCUAAUUACGACAUGAUGGAUCGUCUCCUCGAUGACAAGAACGUACAGAACUCUGUGAACGACGGAGCCGUCGGCUACGUGAUGUUCGCUCUUCUCUUCGCCUUCGCCGAGACGAUUCCCAGCGUUUUGAUGUUGGUGAUGAAGCUGUUGCCUGAGAAUCCGCUUGUUAUGGAAGAACUUGUGAAAGAGAAUGAAGAGAUUCUUCGUACAAGGGAAAGUAAAGAGGGCGAGCUGACGUGGAAGGAAUAUAAAUCCAUGAACUUCACCAUGAAUGUGAGCUGA